AUGUUGAAAACAGAACCCAUCACCACCGUUCUACCGGUGCAGACCGAAUCUUCUCCAACAACAUCCCCCACCUCCCCCAACCCCAAGUUCAGCAAGCACAUUAUUUUGACCACGUAUCCAGGCCAGAGUGGUAUUGAGCCUGUCCCUCUUGAGUGGGGCGCUCCCGAUGCCAAGUCCCGGGGCCCCGUGGUGGUCUCGCGGAGUGGAAACCUCGUCAAGCGCCGCAAUGCUAUCGGUGCCCACGGUGGCAGCUACAGCAUUUACAAUGCCCUCGCAAUCGCUGCUGGUGAUUUGGAUGCAGAUUUCCGACCGGACUUCCGCAACUCCGAGCCAACUUUCAAUUUCCCCUGGCAAGCUGCCUGGGCGGACAAGACUAAGAUUGUCUCGAUGGAUCCUUACGGCCAUGACAUUGUGAACCAGUUCAAAGCAGAGCUAGAGGCUGGAUGGGAUAUCCGUCCGACUAUGGCGGUCACUCGGGCUAAUAUGAAGCUCGCUGAGAUCGCUGACGAUGUGAAGAAUGGCCUGCUCGAGGUUGAUGGAAAUAUUCUCGUUGAUUCUACCGGCGAAGUUCGUGUGACCAAGGUAGCAGUUGAGCCUGUUUGGUAUCUUCCUGGAGUAGCAGAACGAUUCGGAGUUGAUGAGGGCACUCUUCGUCGAACUCUGUUUGAGCACACCGGUGGCAGCUACCCAGAGCUUAUCACCCGACCCGAUCUGAAGACUUUCCUGCCGCCCAUCGGCGGUCUUACCGUAUACAUCUUCGGACCGCCAGAGCGCAUCUCCGAUGAGAAAGUCAAGCUGGCCCUUCGUGUUCACGAUGAGUGCAAUGGCAGUGAUGUCUUCCAGUCGGAUAUCUGUACUUGCCGACCAUACCUGGCGUUCGGAAUCCGCGAAGCAAUUAGAGAGGCACAGAAUGGCGGCAGUGGUGUGGUUAUCUACUUCCGCAAGGAAGGCAGAGCCCUUGGAGAGGUGGUGAAGUAUCUGGUGUACAAUGCUCGUAAGCGUGGCGGUGACACUGCCGAUAAAUACUUUACCCGCACUGAGAACAUUGCCGGUGUUCGAGAUAUGCGAUUCCAAGCUCUCAUGCCCGAUAUCCUCCACUGGCUCGGCAUCACUAAGAUCGAUCGCAUGCUAUCAAUGUCGAACAUGAAGCAUGACGCUAUCGUAGACUCCGGCAUCAAGAUUCUCGAGCGUAUCCCUAUCCCCGACGAGAUGAUCCCUAGUGACUCUAGGGUCGAGAUCGAUGCCAAGAUUCAAUCAGGAUACUUCACUACCGGUAAGCAGCUCUCGGACCAAGAAUUAUCCCAGGUCCGUGGACGCGGUUGGGAGAAAUGGGAGGACAUUGCUCACUAA
Messenger RNA from Penicillium paradoxum, 1350 nucleotides. RefSeq names its product putative GTP cyclohydrolase II. Gene Ontology annotation, molecular function: GTP cyclohydrolase II activity. Bases 1 to 1350 code for a protein of 449 amino acids. The transcript has 4 exons. Lineage: Eukaryota; Fungi; Ascomycota; Eurotiomycetes; Eurotiales; Aspergillaceae. The record is from RefSeq and is a predicted model, not a curated record. Gene Ontology annotation, biological process: riboflavin biosynthetic process.